Messenger RNA from Acaulospora morrowiae, 152 nucleotides. The record is from the annotation of a GenBank genome assembly. NCBI's taxonomy places the organism in Eukaryota, Fungi, Glomeromycota, Glomeromycetes, Diversisporales, Acaulosporaceae.
GCGUCGUUUUGAUUGGGCGACUGAGCUCACAAGACGAAUUCGAUGUUUGAACCAAAGUGCAUGCAGGUUUUACCUUGACCAUCUCACCGAGUUUCAAGUUGAUUCACGUCCAAAGAGGGACAUCGUAUCAAUCUACCGAAAAGGUUUGGUCG